Molecule: messenger RNA, 1323 nt
Organism: Prunus armeniaca (apricot)
Lineage: Eukaryota; Viridiplantae; Streptophyta; Magnoliopsida; Rosales; Rosaceae
Source: the annotation of a GenBank genome assembly
AUGAGUCGAGCCCCUCUGCUGUCCACCCCUCUUCCCAGAGAAGACCUCGUCAUCUAUCUCUCGGUCUCGGCAUCGGCCCUGAGUUUCGUGCUUAUCCGAAGACCGAACGGCAUCGAACUUCCCAUCUUUUAUAUGAGCCAUGCAUUACAGGACGCCGAGCAACGGUACCCCCAACUUGAACAGCUGGCCUACGCCCUCGUCCUCUCUGCACGCAGGCUUCGGCCCUACUUCCAGGCUCACAGCAUCGACGUAUUAACCAAUCAACCCCUGCGGCAGUUCUUGCAUAAGCCAGAGACAUCAGGACAACUGAUCAGGUACCGCCCUCGGCCUUCCGAAAAAGGACAGGCCGUGGCCGAUUUCAUCUCGGAGUUCACACUUCCACCCAAGGACGGUCGACCAAUCGACCCUAUCCCAACACCACCUUCGACUGACAACCCGUUCGAUCACAAAAGCCCUCAUUGGACUUUAUACGUGGACGGCUCAUCCAAUUGGCAGGGCAGCGGCGCUGGCCUAGUCCUCAAAACUCCGGAUGACAGCACAAUCGAAUAUGCUAUCCUCUUCCAAUUCCGUGCUUCCAACAACGAGGCCGAAUACGAGGCACUCCUUGCAGGCCUUCGGCUUGCCCAAAGCUCAGGUGCUGAAUGGCUGAUGAUAUGUAGCAACUCCCAACUUGUCGUCAACCAGGUCAUCACCGAAUUCACAGCAAAAGAUGAAUCAAUGUCUGCCUAUCUCGUGCAGACCCGUCGAUUACUCAAACAGUUCAAAACCUACUACAUCCGCCAGGUCCCCAGAUCUGAGAACAGCCACGCCGAUGCUCUCUCUAGGCUCGCUUCGGCAAUCCACGACCGUGUCGACCGUCGCGUCCCCAUCGAAGUUCUCGCUCGAUGGAGCACGGCCGAAGCCGAUGUCAACACCGUCCGUCAGGAUCCUAGUUGGAUGGACCUGAUCCACGCCCACCUCACCGACGACACCCUACCAACUGACAAAACUGAGGCAAAGGUAGUACGACAACGAUCGGCUCGGUACCUUCUUUUGCAAGGCGUCCUCUAUCGACGCAGCUACUCCCUACUGUUGCUAAGAUGUGUCACACCACAACAGGGAGACUACAUCUUGCGCGAGAUACACGAGGGUGCGUGUGGUGAUCAUUCGGGAUCCCGAUCCUUGGCCUUCAAGGCCAUUCGGCAAGGCUAUUAUUGGCCAACUCUCCACGCUGACUCCACCCAGAUUGUGCAAAAGUGCGAUCCGUGCCAACAUUUCGGAUCUGUAUCGAAAGUUCCUGCCGAACCACUCACCCCGAUGGCUAGCCCAUGGCCAUUCGCCUAG